Molecule: messenger RNA, 4052 nt
Organism: Carcharodon carcharias (great white shark)
Lineage: Eukaryota; Metazoa; Chordata; Chondrichthyes; Lamniformes; Lamnidae
Gene: grb14
Product: growth factor receptor-bound protein 14
Exons: 13
Coding region: 203-1561 (452 amino acids)
Biological process (GO): insulin receptor signaling pathway; negative regulation of insulin receptor signaling pathway
Cellular component (GO): plasma membrane; cytoplasm
Source: RefSeq, a predicted model, not a curated record
UACAGGAUUCACAUAGGCUGGGUGAUAUUUGUUGAUCCUUUAACUCAGUAUUAUGUUUUGAUAGCAGCCUCUAUGCAACGACAAAGGAAUUUUGUGUACAGUGUGUUGAGCCUGCAAGGAAUUUUUGUCAAGAGUUUCCAUCAACCACAUAACAGAUUGGUCUUUUAUGGUUGCUUAAUGGUAUGCUUUUUGAAGAACAGACAUGAGCUUGUGUGCACGACGAGUCACAUUGCCUGCAAUCACUCCACUUGUACUGCAGAAACGGGUAAUUAAAGUAUUUAAUGAGGAUGGCAGCAGUCAAGCAUUGGAAGUGCCAAGUGACAUCAUAGCUCGCGAUGUCUGCCAGUUGUUCAUACUGAAAAAUCACUGUGUCAAUGACAACACCUGGACUCUCAUUGAGCAUCUUGCUCAUAUUGGCGUAGAAAGAAUUGUAGAAGAUCAUGAAUCAGUGAUUCACGUGCAGUCAACCUGGGGGAUGGACACAGACAGCCGAUUAUACUUCAGAAAAAAUUAUGCAAAAUAUGAAUUCUUUAAAAACCCUUCAUUUUUUCCAGAGCACAUGGUGUCUAGUUGCAGUGAAACAAAUGGAAGUUUAAGUCAUUCCCAGUUAAUACAGGAUUUCCUGAAUUCAAGCAUGUGUCCUGAGAUUCAUGGCUACCUUCAUGCUAGAGAGCAGGGAAGGAAGACAUGGAAGAAAUGUUACUUUGUCUUGAGAAGGUCUGGGUUAUACUUCUCCACGAAAGGUACAUCUAAGGAACCAAGACAUUUACAGUUUGUUGCCGAGUUCAGUGAAAGCAAUGUUUACACACUGUUAUCAUCAGGAAGGAAGAUGUAUGGAGCCCCAACAAAUUUUGGAUUCUGUAUCAAGCUUCACAAAUCAGGAGGUACCAGAGAUCUGAAGUUGCUUUGUGCCGAAGAUGAACAGAGUAGGACAUGCUGGGUGACAGUGAUUCGACUUUUUAAGUAUGGAACACAGUUGUACCAAAACUAUAAAAUACCGCAGCAAAGGAGAGGUAGCCUUACAUCACUGAAUUCAUCACCAAUGAGGAGCAUCUCGGAAAAUUCACUGGUAGCUAUGGAUUUCUCUGGACACAAAGGAAGGGUAAUUGAAAACCCUACGGAGGCACUUACAGUUGCUGCUGAAGAGGGGUUGGCAUGGAGGAGAAGAAGCUGUCAUCGUUUGAAUGCAUAUGGAAGUCCAACUACGUCACAGAGCACUACUCCAUGUCAAGCUAUUCACAGGAUGCAGCUAUGGUUUCAUCACCGACUCUCCAGAGAUGAAGCUCAAAAACUGAUAGAACAACAAGGUCUUGUGGAUGGGAUGUUCUUACUGCGGGACAGUCAAAGUAAUCUGAAAAGUUUUGUUUUGUCACUGUGCCAUUGUCAGAAGAUAAGACAUUUUCAGAUUGUUCCGCUAGAAGAAGAUGGAGAAUUAUAUUAUUCCCUGGAUGAGGGUCACACCAAAUUUACUGAUCUUAUCCAGCUUGUGGAGUUUUACCAACUCAACAAGGGCGUGCUGCCCUGCAAACUGAAACACCACUGCGCUCGAAUUACACUUUAAUCUCUGAAACCAUCAGCCCAUCUGGAAGUUGGGAAUAAUAAACACAAUGAGGGCUCAGGACCAACACACCAGAACUCUGCAAAGGUAUUUGUUAAUCUUCAUUGUGCCUCAGACCAAGGGAAGACUGAGUGGAACUGGAUGGAUAAGUUAAUGCAAGUCAGUACCUGUUGGCUGAUUUUAUCCAAUUCACAUAAGUGGAAUCAAUGUUUCAUUAUGCACUUCUCUUAAUGGCAGAAUUAUCAGAACAAAUAUUGCAUUACUAAAAACUACACUGUUCGAGGGAGAGAUUCACAAGAAAGUGGUCUCUGCUCAACAAGUGAUUUUUUUUUUAUAAGACAUUGAAGUGGUAUUACUGUUCAUUGCAUGCCACGAGUAAUAAAGCACAAUGUUUGCCAAGAGAUUGAUUCUUCAAAUAAAAACGAACAUUAAAGAUAGUGGCAAAACAGCCUAUUUUCAUACUUUGAAGAGAGGUUGAGCAAAAGUGCAGAUUCAGACAAGUACAUUAUUUUGGAAAUUGAGAACUGUGAUUUGAAUUAACUAUUGGUGGACAUCAUAUGUGAAGGAACAUGGUUGCAAUGUGUUAGAACAUCCAGCAUCGCUUUGCACAAUGUAAUUUUAAAUAUCAAGCAUUCCUAAAAUAUGUUGAAUUUGCUUAACGCCUUACAUCUUUAUUUCCUCAAAAAUGCUACAAAUGAUUACCUAAAUUGAGUUUUGUGGUUCAAUAUGUAAUUGUUAGUACAGAAUACAUUAAUUUAAAUGUGUUAUAGCAAUGAAACUGACACUAUUCACUGUUACCAAAUCAUUGCUUGGUUAUGUCCUUAUAAAUCUGGUAUUCUAGUCCUCAUGGUUGAUUGUCAGAAUAGGCUUUGCUCUAAAAUAAAUUAUUUGGAAAUUAGUCCAUAUUAUGACCAAUGUAGCAUAUCAAUGGGCUAUGUGAAUGUAGCCAACCCACUAAUGAUGUCUGAUUGAGAACUGACUUUAAUAGGUUUUGAAAUUAAAAUGAAGCGCUUCUUCUGACAAGCAGUCCUUGUCCCUAUUUUUUUAAAUGUGUUAAAGAAAGUAGUGUAAUCCUAAAUAUUUAGGGAUUAAAUAUUGCGUUCUGCUCAUGUUCUUGCUAUGCUGUUUAAAAAUGCUUGCACAUCACCAGAGCUUUGUAAUAAUGAAAUAAUUUAUUACCCAAGUAUAAAUCUGAGAUAAUUUUUUUCUAUAGAAUGGCAAAUUUUCAUUGUGCAAUGUUUUUGCAGCUAAAGCAUUCAGCUUGUUUCUUGUAAAAUAAUUUGAACAUGACAAUGUGAGGAAUUUAUCUCUCUAACUGAAGGAAUGCAGACACCUUGGGCUAUAUUUGGCUACUGAGGCGAGUAGCUUGAGUUGAGAAAUUUCUUGACAUGUCAGACCUGUCUCAGUAAAAAGUGCCCAGAAUCGUGAGAUUUUCAUUCCCAGGGGUGGUUGCAGGAUGGAGUGUGGAUGCUGACCCUAGAAGCAGAGCAUGGGUGGCGAUAAGGGCGGGUGAAUGCCAAGAUAGGCUGGUUAUAAGGCUCAUCUUUGUUCUCUGGGACUUUGUCCCAGUGGUUUUAGAAGAUUUUAGGCUGUCUAGCCCUCACCCUCAGUGCCCCCUCCACCAUGGCCCCUCAUGCCCCCAUGGCAACUCAAUACUAAUUCAUGCUCCCCAUCCAAUCCUCAUGGCCCCUCAUACCCACCCCCAUAGACACUCACCCAGUAACCACCAUGGAUAGACCUCAGGAGUUAUGUGGAGAUAAAUUAAAACAAACUUUUAAAAAUCUCUCUUGAUAGUUAAAAACACUCCCAUUCAAAGUGAUUAAAACAAACUUCUGUUCAAACCCCUUAUCCUUUAAUAGCCUCUUAAGCUGUCAGGCAAUCUAUGAACUCAGAACCCCUUAAGAUGAAUAGCUUUUGAAACUCAGCCAAGCAUUCAUAACGAAUAGCUGUUGAAGAAAUGUGGAUAAAGAACUCUAUUGAAACUGCGCAGACAGAUGCUACAGCCACUGGCCUGUCAAUUAAAGCAGUUGGGCAGAGUUGUUUUGAACACUGACAGCUGCGGCCAGUUAUUUUUACAGUUUAAAGAGUGGGGAAUUUAAAAAUCUUCAGAUCAUGACAGUUAAACAGCCCUUAUCUGCUUUUCAAGAGCAUUUGUCUACCCCAUAAAUUUGUGACUCCCACACUGCAGGUUAAGGCCAGUGCUGCAGGCAAAAUAGGAUCUGUUUGAAUUCAGCACCUAGUUUAAAUGGCUCUGCUGCGUUUGGGUUUCCCUCCUGUGUGAAUCAUGCCCUGUGGAGGGGUAGGGCGGUGGUGGGAGUGGGGGGAAGAAUCCUUUUUAAUGUGAGUUUUCUGCUGUAAAAACUUUUCAAAAUAUUUUUCUACAGAUCAGCCUGCAGGAGAAAUGAUGGGUGAACCAGUUAUAGACUGGCCUAUUUUCUGUUAAAACAAACUGUUUCAUUGUCCUUUUCUACAUGAUGAAUAAAGUUUUCUUCAA